Molecule: messenger RNA, 597 nt
Organism: Adineta steineri
Lineage: Eukaryota; Metazoa; Rotifera; Eurotatoria; Adinetida; Adinetidae
Source: the annotation of a GenBank genome assembly
AUGGAAGCUCGCGAUUUAUCAUCAAAAUAUGGACAAAAACAACGUGGUGUAGUUGCACUUGAACCAAUAAAAGCUGGUGAAGCUGUUUUUACAUGUGAUUUAUCCGUAUGUAAUUAUUAUAAACUUGAAGAUCCAAGAAAUAAAAUGCCAAAAGCUGAUGUUCUUGCUUUAAUUGAAGCUAAUCCUGAAUCAGCUGAUUUUAUUCGUUAUUAUAGUUAUAUGCUCGAUGAUGAUAUAUUUGAUGUUCCACGUAACUAUAAAACACAAGAAAUAACUGAAGAUUGUUUACUUUUUAAUCAUUCAUGUGAUGCAAAUUGUGGAUUUGGUGGUGAAGAAGAAGAACUUGUUUUAGCUAUUCGUGAUAUUGAUGUUGGUGAAGAACUUACAUAUGAUUAUGGUUUAAUGGAUACUGAAAAUAGUUUAUGGAAUGGUUUAAUGUGUAGAUGUGGAGCAAAAAACUGUAGAGGAGAACUUAAAUUUAAUUGGUGGAGAGAUCCAAAAUGGCAAGAACAAUAUGAAAAAUAUGGUGGUGCUCAUGUUAAACGAAAAAUUAAAAAGUUACGUGAAGAACAACAACAAAAUCAAGAAUCAUCUUGA